AUGUCGGAAAAACGCGUCAGGAUUCGACCCAUCAGUGGUUCGGAAGAGAGACAGGCAGCUAUACAUCACUUGAAGGAGAAGACCUGCAUACAGGGGUUCAACACGUGCUUGCUGGCCUACGGGGUUGUCGGUACGGGAAAGACAUACACUUUACACGGAGAACAACAUGAAGAACUAUUGGUACAUCACCAUCCCAAGAUCGGCGUCUAUAUAGAGAACUUGACCGAGAAUGCCUGCAACAGUCCUCAGAGCGCCAUGGACCUCCUUAAGUUCGGUCAUAAGAUGCGCUCAGCCUCCAAUACCAACCUCAAUUCCCAUGGAUCCCGAUCACACACUAUAUUACGAUUGCGGUUCGAAAUUGAGGGGAGAAUGACCACAGCCCUCUUCGUAGACUUGGCCGGGCUGGAAGAUUCAAAACAUAGCGAGAUUGGCUUGACGAGCUCACACUCCGGCCGCAGGCUAAAGGAGCUAUCCUUCGUGAACAAGUCCCUGUUCGAGUUAGCUAACUGCAUCCAUUCGCUCUCAACAAAUCAUCACCACACCAGCCAGCCGGUGCCCUUCAGGAACAGCAAGCUCACCCUUCUACUCUCGGACUGCCUUAUGGGCAACUGUAAAACCCAUAUGCUCGCCACGAUAUCUCCAGCCGCCGUAGCCUAUCACAGUACGGUCUCUACUCUGAGAUUCGCGUCUACAGUGAAGGGCAUCAAGUGCAAGUGCACUCCAGUGACGAAGGGAAACCGUAACGAAUGCCUUAUCAAGCUCGCGGAAGAAGUAGCUGACCUCAAAAGUCAACUGGCGUGCCUCAAGGAUGACCAUCCAGCUGCUGGUCUGUGCAUCAAGGUCCACAGUCACUCGCAUCUGCCUACUCACUCAGUCGGGCUUCAGGAAGUAGAAAGGAGCAUCCGUGCAGUGAGCACAGUCCGUGACAAGUACCGCCAAGAGUGGAGUGAUGCCAUUAAAGAGGCCAGUGUUCAUAGUGACCUACGUAUUGGCCUACUCAAGUGA
This is a messenger RNA of Perkinsus marinus ATCC 50983, 1005 nucleotides long. RefSeq names its product kinesin heavy chain, putative. Gene Ontology annotation, molecular function: microtubule motor activity; microtubule binding; ATP binding. Bases 1 to 1005 code for a protein of 334 amino acids. Gene Ontology annotation, cellular component: microtubule; kinesin complex. NCBI's taxonomy places the organism in Eukaryota, Perkinsozoa, Perkinsida, Perkinsidae. The transcript has 10 exons. Gene Ontology annotation, biological process: microtubule-based movement. The record is from RefSeq and is a predicted model, not a curated record.